Molecule: messenger RNA, 819 nt
Organism: Cydia strobilella
Lineage: Eukaryota; Metazoa; Arthropoda; Insecta; Lepidoptera; Tortricidae
Product: thyroglobulin-like
Exons: 6
Biological process (GO): cell-matrix adhesion
Cellular component (GO): basement membrane
Source: RefSeq, a predicted model, not a curated record
ACAGGAGAGGAGGACGGCUGUAAAGAGCCUUCAUCGUGUUUAGAGGAUGGACGAUACGGUCCAGUGCAGUGCAAGGGUGACAUGUUCACGGGAAGAUGUUUCUGUAGCGACGAAGAUGGCAACAGGAUAUUUGGACAGAUGUGGAGGAGCGAGGCCAGUGAAAUGACUUGCGCCUGUAGUAGAAGAAGAGCGGAGCUAGAAGCUCAAGGCAGAAGUGACGUGACUCUUCACUGUACUUCGAUUGGCAACUAUGAGCCGUUGCAGUGUGAUGAUGGAUUCUGCUGGUGUGUUGAAGCUAGCACUGGACAGCCAACAGUACCGCCGGUGCCGGAGGAGAAUAUGAAGAUGUUAUCGUGUUAUAGCGCCGCAAUGAUGGGAGAGCAGUACCUCCGCCGCUGCGAAAGCCUCGUGUACGCAUUAGGCAUGAUCAACCAAGAGCAAUCUGAGCACGGGACCAACUUCCUAGGAAACCCCAAUACGUUCUGCGAUUACGACGGAAGCUACGGGCCUUAUCAGAUCCAGAACGGCGUUGCCUAUUGCACAAAUAAGGAGGGAGAAAUUUUAGGCGCCUGGCAGGCCAUGUCGAGUGAAAUGGCUGGAAUGAAUUGCAACUGCGCUCGUGACACAAUGAUGUAUUUCCCCGAACUCGGCAUGACCGUCACGGAUGUCUGCCAAGGCAACGGCAACUACCGCCCUAAUCAAAACGUUGGCGAUGUCUAUUAUUGCGUCGACAGGGAUGGCUAUUACAUCGAGCUGCUGGACGCGUGGCCUGCUGACCAAUGUGCCAGUUACGCAUAAACAAAACUGUCUCAAUCUAUU